This is a messenger RNA of Strongylus vulgaris, 297 nucleotides long. The record is from the annotation of a GenBank genome assembly. Lineage: Eukaryota; Metazoa; Nematoda; Chromadorea; Rhabditida; Strongylidae.
AUGAAAACGUUGUGGAUUGCAUUUUGUGCAUGUCUCUUCAGCAUACAGGUACUUAUUGGUGGACUAGGCGGGAUGGAGAUCAUGUCGAUGCUCUCCGGAGGAGACCGAACGACAGCUGCAUUGGUUUCGACCAUUCUGCAGGGCGUAGCCUGCGGAACAUUCCUUUACAUAACGACAUUCGAAAUUCUUCCACAUGAGCUUGAGAAGACGGGCACCAGAUUGGUGAAGCUUGCAUGUUUAUUCAUUGGUGUCUCCAUAGUCGUUGCUUUCAUGCUUCUUUUUCCCGAUGCCGAUUGA